Trichomonas vaginalis G3 is the source of this 843-nucleotide messenger RNA. Its product is annotated as phage tail repeat-like family. Lineage: Eukaryota; Parabasalia; Trichomonadida; Trichomonadidae. The record is from RefSeq and is a predicted model, not a curated record. The coding region runs from base 1 to 843 and encodes 280 amino acids. The transcript has a single exon.
AUGAAUUCAAAAAUUAAAGGAAUAACGGAUGAUAUAACAUCAAUUCCACCAGAAGAACAGAGAUAUUACGCAUUAAAUGCAUUUCCUAAAGUUUUGAAGAUUGGAAGAUUUAAUUUAAAUGAGGAAUUCAUAGAAGGUUUCCUAAAUGACAUAAUGAAGAAAGCAGAUAAGGAAUAUGUGGUUAGUGAAUUAAAUAAGAAGGCAAAUUUGGUUUACGUUGAUGAAAAAGAUAAAGAAAUUAAAGAAAUGGUUGAAUGGUAUCAUGAAUGGACAUUGGAGACUUUUAAAGUUAAAGCUGAUACAGAAUGGGUUUCAGGAUGUUUAGACCUUAAAGCAGAUAAAACUUAUGUUGAUGAAAAUUAUGCAAAGAAGUCGGAAGUAAAUGAUGUGAUUACAAGCAUGAAAAAUGAAAUACUUCAAACAUUAUAUCCUGUUGGUUCUAUUUAUACAUCAAUGAACUCAACAAAUCCAUCAACAGUUUUAGGUUUUGGUACGUGGAAGCAGAUUGUAGAUAAAUUCUUAUACUGUGCUAGAUAUUCAAAGCAAACAGGAGGUUCGAAGAAAAUUAAAGAAGCAAACCUUCCACCGCACACUCAUACAGGAACUACAAACUUUUCUGGCGACCAUAUACACUCAUUAAGAGACCACCCAUUAUACAACUCAGAAUAUGAAGUUGGCUAUGACGUUUUAUCUCCAGAUUAUAACCAUUCAGCAAAAAAGACUUUUCGACCAACUGAACCAGGAGGAAAUCAUGUCCAUACUUUCACAACAAAUCCAACAGGUUCGGGUAAAGAUUAUAUGCCACCAUUUGUGACUGUAUUCGCAUGGUACCGCAUUCAUUGA